Coregonus clupeaformis (lake whitefish) is the source of this 2346-nucleotide messenger RNA. Its product is annotated as potassium channel subfamily K member 4-like. Bases 571 to 2346 code for a protein of 591 amino acids. Gene Ontology annotation, biological process: stabilization of membrane potential; potassium ion transmembrane transport. Gene Ontology annotation, cellular component: membrane. Lineage: Eukaryota; Metazoa; Chordata; Actinopteri; Salmoniformes; Salmonidae. The transcript is spliced from 8 exons. The record is from RefSeq and is a predicted model, not a curated record. Gene Ontology annotation, molecular function: potassium ion leak channel activity.
UGACCCACGUGACUACACAGUGAGCUGAGGGGAGGCUGGUGUUAGGAAGACUACAGUGCUUUAAAAAAGUUCCCCAAAACUCCUGGCCCUAAGACACACAUGCACACCUCCUAGAAUCGCCCCGCUCCUCCAUUACAGGGAUGUAGAGUCCUGAGCAUGGGGAAACACCUUCCCACCACUGGACACACACACACACUCUCACACACUCCUACUCUGUGGACAUAUACACUCCUACUCACAGAGCGUUUGAUGGUGAGAAGAGCCUGGACACCGAGAAGCGCAUACCGAUACUUCAGACUACUUCAGUUUCUCCUGAACUCAGGGGCCCUAACGUGGACGUUGGUCUGAACCCUCCUAUUAGUCACCUGGUCUUCAGCCCUGGGCCUGGGAGAGAGAUCGAGGAGCGAGAUCUCUCCAUCACCAGAUCUUCAGGAUGAAUAAAACGUGGACAAGUGAGGUGGUUUAGAGCGGGAUGUCUUAACGCUGUGCCACCGUCUGUAUCGUGGAAGAGGCCGUAGAGCAGAUCCUGGCGAACCCUGACCCCUGUGGUGGGGGGGUGAGCUCGGGGCAAUGCGGUGCCCCACCCUGCUGGCCCUGCUGGCAGGUGUCAUGCUUUACCUGGUGAUGGGGGCGCUGGUGUUCCGGACCUUGGAAAGCCCCAAGGAGAGCAAGGAGCACGAGAAGCUGCUCUGCACCACACGCGACUUCCUUGGAAACCACUCCUGUGUCACCGCACAGAACCUCAGCGACCUCAUAAAGAGUGUGGUGAAAGCGGUGGAGGCAGGCCUGGACGUAAAACACAGUUCCACCAACUUCACUAGCAGGUGGGACCUGGCCAGCGCCUUCUUCUUCUGUGGUACCAUCAUCACCACCAUCGGGUUUGGGAACCUGUCUCCCAGGACCAAAUGGGGCCAGCUGUUCUGUGUCUGUUAUGCCCUGGUAGGGAUCCCCAUGUUUGGUUUCCUGCUGGCUGGUGUCGGGGACCACAUGGGGACGGGGCUGAGGAAGGCUGUGUGGAAGAUGGAGACACUCUUCCUGAAGCGGCGGGUCAGUCCCACCUAUGUGCGGGUCAUGUCUGCCGUUCUGUCCAUCCUGAUUGGCUGUCUGAUCUUCCUCGCCGUGCCAACGCUGGUGUUUAAGGAAGUGGAGGACUGGUCAUUUCUGGAGGCGCUCUACUUUGUGGUCAUCACCCUCACCACGGUCGGCUUCGGAGACUAUGUAGCAGGUGCUAACCGGAGGGACGGAGAUCUGUUUAAGCCCCUGGUGUGGCUCUGGAUAGUGUUUGGCCUGGCUUACUUUGCCUCUAUACUCACCAUGAUUGGGAACUGGCUGCGGGUCCUAUCCAAGAAAACACGUGCUGAGAUGGAGGAGUUGAGGGCCCAUGCUACAGACUGGACCCAGAACAUGUCCAUGGACUUCCGGAUCCUCAACCCUCUGGACCUCAACGACCCCUUCCUGCAGCAGCGGCGCCGCUGGAAACUCAGCACCCGGCGGCGGGUCCGCAGGGGGGUGCUGGGGCACCACGGCAGGCAGGGUGUCAUAGGGGAGAACGGACAUCUGCCCAAUAGGUGGGUCACCCACACCCGCUCCAUGACCCGUCUGGAGGUCGUGAGGUUAGGGGGGGGUGAGGUUAGGAAUGAGGGGGCGAGGUUAGGACCAGGGGCGGGGGGCAGGUCGUUGGGCCGGACGGUGGCGAGGUCGCUCUCAAUGCCUGCAGCACGCUCCGUGAUGGAGUUAGACUAUGACCCUGAUCCUGUUUCUAUGAUGAUGAUGCAAGGGGAGACUGGGUCUGUGUUCGAGUCUGAGUCUGAGUUGCCGUCCGAGUCUCCAGAGUCUGACUGCAGAUCAGAAGUCUCCUCCUCUGACUCUCACACCUCUGACGUGUGUACACCAGGGCAGGGGAUCACUUUUGCCAGUUUUGAUCCCAGUGGGUCUCUCUGUACUGAGCAGAGGGGAAGCCAGGGAGAAUCCAGGCAGGUAUUUUUCAAGGAGGACGUCCGGUUCCCUGUGCCUCUCCAGCAGCUCCCCAAGUCCCCCAAGCCCAUCCCCAUGUCGCCCAUAUUCUCUGUUACGCACAUGCCUCUCCCCAUACCCACCCCGCCAGGCUGCAAAAUGCUCGAUUUCUUUGGGGAGAACUUGGCCUACAUUGACGAGUCGUCGGACACGCUGAGUGACCGGAACCAGCCGGUUGAGGGGGGUGUCAGCCCUCGCCCCCGUAAGCCCCGCAGGAGGAGUAUGAGGAGGCAGCUGCCCCACCGGAGCCCCCUGAGGGAGAGGAGGGACAGCGACAUGCAGCCCCCCUCCAACCCCCCGACACCUCCCCCUCUCUCCCAUCUCAGAGACUGA